This is a messenger RNA of Branchiostoma belcheri (Belcher's lancelet), 1014 nucleotides long. Its product is annotated as discoidin, CUB and LCCL domain-containing protein 2-like. The record is from RefSeq and is a predicted model, not a curated record. Bases 1 to 1014 code for a protein of 337 amino acids. NCBI's taxonomy places the organism in Eukaryota, Metazoa, Chordata, Leptocardii, Amphioxiformes, Branchiostomatidae. The transcript has 5 exons.
AUGGACACCCUACUGUCAGCAGUCUGCGUUUCAAUUCUCCUCUUUGCUGUACCCGUCAGUGGAGAACUUCCGUCCUGGUCAGCAUCCUCAGAGUUUGAGGCACCUGAGUCAACCUCAGCCGACCGCGCAGAUAUCAACACCCGCGAAACUGCAGAUGCAGCAGGUGCAUGGAUAGCAGCAACCAAUGACCAGGACCAAUGGCUGAUGAGGGACCUUGGUGACGUGAGCGUCAUCACCGGCGUCAUCACCAAAGGCAGGAACUACAGCCCUGAUUGGCCAUACGCCGGACCACAUGACCAAUACGUCACAUCCUACGUCAUUUCAUACGGCAAUGAAAAUGGCGAUGAGACGUUCUACACCGAUGCUGACGGACAAGUUACUGUUUUUCAGGCGAACGACGACAGAGACACGGAGGUCUACAACGACUUCGGAGACUUCAGUGGCCGCAUAACUGCGCGCUUCGUCAAAAUCCAUCCGCAAACAUGGCAUGAGCACAUCUCCAUGCGGGCGAAGAUUGUGACAGAUGCAACACAGCAAACUACUGAGAUACCCACGACAGCUGGUCCUCUGUACACUACAGAACAAAAUGAGUCAACCCUCCCAGGAACAACUGUUUCUCAGCACAGUAGCAGUCAGACAACACAACGGCCAACUCUUCCAGGAACAACUGGUUCUCAGCAAAGCACUCGCCAGACAGCACAUUGGCCAACUCUUCCAGGAACAACCGUUGCUUCUCAGCAAACCACUGACCAGACCAUCCAACGGUCAACUCUUCCAGGAACAACUGUUGUUUCUCAGCACACCACUAACCAGACGACAAGCCUAGCAGGAGGGGAGACUGCUAAGUCUAUCGGUACGUGGUACAACAAGUCGCUCAACAUCGCCCUGGUCUGUGUCUUCUGUGCUGCAGCGAUCAUGGGAAUGGGGGGCGCGUUGCUGCACUACUGGGGCAACAGACGUCAAAGAAGACAGCAAGUGGCUCAAGAUCCACGGGACGAAGAAUUCGCACAUUAG